Somion occarium is the source of this 1847-nucleotide messenger RNA. Lineage: Eukaryota; Fungi; Basidiomycota; Agaricomycetes; Polyporales; Cerrenaceae. The record is from the annotation of a GenBank genome assembly.
UGCUCAUUUCGGACAGCGACCAUGAUCUUUGAGUACUUGAGUGCCAACGUCCAGCCCGCUUGUGUCGAUCCACAUCGAUGAGGGUCACAAGGCAUGAUCUCCAAGUCAAGUCUAGAGCCAUAUCCAUCAUUCGAACACCCUGCAUGAGACAAACCCUCCCCCAGAUCUAUACUGUUGCCAGAACCAGCCCGGCAGGUGCAGUACCGAACGCAGACCUCAUGUUAGAUAGCAUGGGACCUAAUAAAGAGGCUCUGGACUUUUGCGUCCAAAUGGACCCCUCACCUCGCCACCCUUAGAGCAUCAACUACAUAAAUCGUAGGUGUUUUUCAGCGACGUUUAGUGCUACCAUGUAAGACGUUCUGUUAUCUAGCAUCUACUAUGCUUCCAAAAGGACGAGAGCUUCCUCCAGAACUCGAUGAAUACCUCAUGAAUUUCCUGGCAAAUGAUCCGGGUUCGUUACGAGCAUGUGCACUGACAUGCCGAGCUUGGUUGGUAGCCAGCAGAGAGAUUCUAUACCAGGAUGUAACGAUCGAAAACGAACAACAGUUCGAGCGUUUCGAGGAAACAAUUACAAUGUCUCCCUACAUUCAAGAAUGCGUUCGCAUCCUGCGCAUCGACAGGAGCAGACGGAAAUACGAGCUCAAUUACUCAUGGGUCAAUAAUAAGCUCUCUCCCAUCCUUCCCAAACAAUUGAAGAAAUUGCAUACGCUGGAACUAAAACAUUUGGAGGAACGGUGGAAGUCAAAUUCCUUCGAUAACCUCUCAUUAUUCACUUCAGUGACAAGACUGUCUCUCAUAUCAUGCGGGAUGUCGCCCACUGAGUUGUACGGUCUGAUCGGCGCAUUUCCGUCUUUACAGCAUCUUUAUCUCGAACAUUUUAUAGAGUUAUUCACAGAUCAUCUUCGAUCUGACGCCUCUCCACCCCGGAGCCCACUACGCCUUACUCGCUUGACGAUCUUUGCAGAGGAUCUUCCUCACACCAAGGAUGAAGACUUCUUCGACUGGGUUCUGAGCACGGAGACAAGGCAUACGCUUCGAGAUCUGAAGCUUGUGAUCGGGAAGAGGGAUAUUGACCAAAGAGCUUGCUUGUUGAAAGCAGUGGGGUCGAAUCUGGAACAUCUUGAACUCAAGUUUGUCAGGCGAUUCGGACGAUAUCACGAAGAUGUUCCCGGUAUCUUAGACAGGAUCAACCUCGGAGCAAACACAGGGCUGAAAUCGCUCAUACUCCCAAACCCCGUUCACCAUGUUGUUUGUCCCUUAUUAUCCCAACUCGCCUCUCCAGAGCUCCAACGCGUCACCUUCCGGAUUCGACUCUACGAACUGAAAGAUAUCGACAAAAUCGACCACAAACAAGUGAUACGGGUGCUAUCUGAACCCAACUUGGAGCGAAUCCAAGAGGUUUGCUUCUUGUAUGCGGGUAGAUUUGCCUACGAGGAUGUGUAUUGGCGGCUCAAGGAAUCAUACCUGGAGUUAGAGAAGAACGGUGUCCUGUGCGUUAGGCAAGAUUGCGAGCGUCGGGUGGCGAUUUGAAGGGUGGGAAGAAGCAUCGCAGAGCUAUCAACUAUGGCGUCGAAGUAGCUAGUUAUGCGGGGCGUUUCGUUAUACGGGCAACGUUGCUCAGCAGGGACAGUAAUUCAUCAUUGCAAUCUGUAAGACGGAAAGGUAGUCUGUUAUUUAGUAAUGAGCAGGGACGAACGACCCAGUACCAAUUAUGUUUGUUAAGGCAUCCUCUGGAUACCUACCGUAGGUGCUAAUGAGCUCGAUGGACGCCCGUAAAAUCUAUGUGUCAUAUUACUGUACGUUGGAUCAGAGUUGAAGCUAAGACUGAAGCUUUCAUCAUUCUUCCA